Cadophora gregata is the source of this 603-nucleotide messenger RNA. RefSeq lists its product as uncharacterized. The transcript has a single exon. The coding region runs from base 1 to 603 and encodes 200 amino acids. NCBI's taxonomy places the organism in Eukaryota, Fungi, Ascomycota, Leotiomycetes, Helotiales, Ploettnerulaceae. Gene Ontology annotation, cellular component: cytosol. The record is from RefSeq and is a predicted model, not a curated record. Gene Ontology annotation, molecular function: oxidoreductase activity; FMN binding.
AUGUCGCCAGAACUUCACAAAAUCGGGAUCAUACUCGGCUCGACCCGUUCUCCCCGAGUCUGUCCCCAAAUUGGCUAUUUCAUUACUAAAGCACUCACACCACUCCUCCCAUCGAAUAUGGUAUUCUCCCUCAUCGAUCUCUCAAUCAGCCCUUUGCCACUAUUCAACGAACCCGACAUUCCUGCCAAAAUAACUUCAAGUAGCGACUACGCCCACGCUCACACACAAGCCUGGUCUGAACUCAUCUCAUCACACAGCGGAUUCAUCUUUAUCACGCCGCAAUACAACUGGGGCUAUCCAGCCUCUUUGAAGAACGCACUGGACUACCUGUACAAUGAGUGGAAAGCUAAGCCAGCUAUGAUUGUGAGUUAUGGUGGACAUGGAGGAGGAAAGGCGGCUGCUCAGUUGAGACAAGUGUUGGAGGGUGGGCUUAAAAUGAGGGUUGUAGAGAAGAUGCCUGCGUUGGCGUUUCCGAAUAAGGAGGCCACUGCGCAAGCGUUCAGGGGAGAGGAGAUGAAGCUUCCAGAUGGGGUAUGGGAGAAAGAAAGUGAGGAUGCGAGGAUAGGAUUCCAGUAUAUGUUGAAAAUGCCCGAGGGGAUAUAG